Molecule: messenger RNA, 1800 nt
Organism: Setaria italica (foxtail millet)
Lineage: Eukaryota; Viridiplantae; Streptophyta; Magnoliopsida; Poales; Poaceae
Product: polyol transporter 5
Exons: 3
Coding region: 169-1623 (484 amino acids)
Biological process (GO): transmembrane transport
Cellular component (GO): membrane
Molecular function (GO): carbohydrate transmembrane transporter activity
Source: RefSeq, a predicted model, not a curated record
CGCUCCUCCAGGUCCCUUUCAAGCCGUCAUGUACUGGAAGUCAGGAACCAUACGGUACCCCCAAUGACUUCAGAUCGCACCGAUGAUAGAGAGUGAUCCCCAACCUUGUCAUUGUGAUGAAGCAUCCAACACCAUACAAGUCCUUGCCGACGAGAAGCCAAGAGCGUCAUGGCGCAGCAGGCUGCCGAUGGCACGGAGGUGCCGCUCCUCCCCUCGUCGGCGGCGGGUCGCCGGGACAGGUUCGCCUUCGUCUGCGCCACGCUCGCCUCCAUGACAACCAUGAUACAUAGCUACAAUCUCACGCUGAUGAGUGGAGCGCAGCUGUUCAUCCGGGAGGACGUGGGCCUCACCGACGCGCAGAUCGAGGUGCUCGCGGGCUCCAUGAACGUGUUCAUGCUCGUCUCCAUCCUCGGCGCCGGGUGGGUCGCCGACCGGCUGGGCCGCCGGUGCGUCCUCGUGCUCGCCAACGUCUUCCUCAUGGCCGGCGCGCUCGCCAUGUCGAUGGGCGGCAGCUACGCCGCCCUCAUGGCGGCGCGCUUCGUCACCGGCAUCGGAGCCGGGUUCGGCCGCGUCGUCGCGCCGGUGUACAACACCGAGAUCUCGCCGGCGUCGACGCGCGGCGUCUUGUCGUCCUUGCAAAACAUAUUCAUCAACGUCGGGACCUUGCUUAGCUACGUGUCCAACUACGCCUUCUCCGGCCUGCCGGUGCACAUCGGAUGGCGCCUCAUGUACGGCAUCGGCGUGGUCCCGCCGGUGUUCGUCGCCGCCGCCGUCUUCUUCAUGCCGGAGUCGCCGCGGUGGCUGGCGAUGCGGGGGCGCCACGCCGACGCGCGCGCGGUGCUCCUUCGCACAUCGGACACCCCAGCUGACGCCGACCUCCGCCUCUCGGAGAUCAAGCAAGACGUCGCUCACCAGCCGGAGCAGCAGGGUGGCAGCCAUGGCGGCGGCGGCGGCGGCGGCGUCUGGAAGGAGCUCGUGUUCCGGCCGUCGGCGAGCGUGCGGCGGGUCCUGGUGUGCGUCAUCGGGCUGGAGUUCUUCGUGCCGGCGUCGGGCGUCGAGGCCAUCCUCCUCUACAGCCCGCUGGUGUUCAAGGCGGCCGGGAUGGCGUCGAAGGGCGCCGCGCUCGGCGCCACCGUGGCCAUCGGGGUGGUCAAGAUGUGCUUCAUCCUCGUGGGCGUGCUCCUCACGGACCGCGUCGGCCGGCGCCCGCUCCUCCUCGUCAGCACCGCCGGCGUCGCCGUGACCACGGCCUCCCUCGCCCUGAUGCUCUCCGUGGGCACGCGCGCGGCUCCGGCGGCGGCGCCGGCGAUGUGCCUCGCGUCGGUGCUCGCCGUCGUGGCCACGUUCUCGGUCGGGUACGCGCUGGUGGUGAACACGUACAGCGCCGAGAUCCUGCCGACGCGGCUGCGCGCGCAGGGCUUGAGCAUGGGCGUGGCGGUGAACCGGCUCGCCAGCGGGUUGGUGACCAUGACGUUCAUCUCGCUCGCCGAUGCGAUCACCAUGCCCGGGUGCUUCUUCUUGUUUGCUGGGCUGACGGUGGCGGCGUUCGUGUUCGUGUAUACACGGCUGCCGGAGACGAAAGGACGGAGCCUGGAGGACAUGGACGAGCUCUUCGACAAGUGAUGAUAUAUUAGGCAUCGAAUUGAAGUAUACACCUAAUACAAACUGUAGUUAAAUUCUUGGUUGCCAUUUUCAUUUUGCUAUUGGAAAUUUUCAUAUUUAUAGCUCAUAAUAGUAACACGCGAUGUACUUAUCUCCGGUCUCUAUAUACGUUCUCUCGUGAUUGUCACGAAAAGCAAA